AUGGCUCCAAUCGCUCCAACGAGUCGCAAGACAUCCAGCGGCCGAGGCGCAAUACCUUCGACCAACAGUGGCCUAUUUCCCGACGAUUUUCGGACAACUAAGAAGGAUAAGCGCUUGAUCAAGCACUCGGUCUUCGUGAACAAGGUUGCAAAAUCCCUAAAGAAAACACCCAAGCGACGACGCCCCUCGAAAAAGCUCGUCGCAAAUCUUGAUUCCCUCGCUGAUGCCCUACCCGAUGCGGACGAUGAGACUCCCUCGGACGUUGCCAAUCAAGCAAAUAUCAUCAAACACAAGACAUUGAAACAUCGCCCUGGGGCUAUGAAGAGGAAAGAGAAGAUGGAAAAAUUGGAGCGUGACAGGUUCAUCAAGAAUAUGGCACAGAUGAGUGCUAUUGAACAAGCCACACCGAAAUCGCAGCAGCAAUCCGAAAGUCAAAUGGCUGGUGCUGAAUCAAAUUCCACGUCUAACCGAUGGGCAGCUCUUCGGGGCUUCAUUUCCCAGACAAUGGAUCACCAGCCUGCAUUCAAGAACGCAAAAUAG
This is a messenger RNA of Talaromyces marneffei, 540 nucleotides long. RefSeq lists its product as uncharacterized. Lineage: Eukaryota; Fungi; Ascomycota; Eurotiomycetes; Eurotiales; Trichocomaceae. The record is from RefSeq and is a predicted model, not a curated record. Gene Ontology annotation, cellular component: nucleolus; preribosome, small subunit precursor; 90S preribosome. The coding region runs from base 1 to 540 and encodes 179 amino acids. The transcript has 2 exons. Gene Ontology annotation, biological process: maturation of SSU-rRNA from tricistronic rRNA transcript (SSU-rRNA, 5.8S rRNA, LSU-rRNA).